This is a messenger RNA of Ananas comosus (pineapple), 981 nucleotides long. RefSeq names its product heme-binding-like protein At3g10130, chloroplastic. The record is from RefSeq and is a predicted model, not a curated record. The transcript has 8 exons. The coding region runs from base 16 to 741 and encodes 241 amino acids. NCBI's taxonomy places the organism in Eukaryota, Viridiplantae, Streptophyta, Magnoliopsida, Poales, Bromeliaceae.
GGCGAGUUUAGUCCGAUGAUUAGAUCAUUUUUUAGUCGAUACAUCGAUUGCCCUGUUUUGGGGGAUUUGGUGGCGGAAACUGCGAAAUACGCCUUCCCACGAAGAUACGAAGCUCGGAAUCUAGAAGAAGCCCUAAUGUCGGUUCCUGAUCUGGAAACGGUCAAAUACCGGGUUAUAAAGCGGACGGAUUACUACGAGAUCAGAGAAGUAGAGCCUUAUUUUAUUGCUGAGACGACGAUGCCUGGACAGGCUGGAUUUGAUUUCAAUGGCGCAUCUCAAUCUUUUAAUGUCUUGGCUGCUUAUUUAUUUGGUAAGAACACUGCAAGUGAGCAAAUGGAAAUGACGACUCCUGUUUACACUCGAAAAGUUCAGCCUAGUGGUGAGAAGAUGGAUAUGACCACGCCAGUUAUAACCAAGCGAUCACCUGAGCAGGACAAGUGGCAGAUGUCGUUUGUGAUGCCAUCUAAGUAUGGCUCUAACUUGCCUGUGCCAAAAGAUUCAUCUGUGAGCAUCAAAGAAGUGCCAGGAAAAAUUGUUGCGGUCACCGCCUUUUCAGGUUUUGUUACAGAUGAAGAUGUUAAGAGGAGAGAAGCCAAGCUGCGCAAUGCUCUACAUAGUGAUGGUCAAUUUCGAGUGAAAGAGGAUGCAUCAGUAGAAGUUGCACAGUUUAAUCCCCCAUUUACACUUCCUUUUACACGGCGCAAUGAAAUAGCAUUAGAAGUUGAGAGGAAAGCAGAGUAGACCUCUCUGAUGUGUGGCCAUCAACAUAUUUACUUAAAAAGGAAUAAUAAUUCAAUAUAGAUUAAUGUUGAUAUAUAUAUUCUCAUGCUGAAAUAGCUACUAUCAUUUUACUAUUAUUAAGUUACAUGAAUGUAUUAUGCUGUAAAUUCCAAAUAAGUACUAUUGGUGUACACUCACUUGCUGCUGUUACUGUAACUGAUCAUCAAUCACAAUAGAAAUGAUAUACAAAUUUUGUUUCCA